Messenger RNA from Malassezia globosa CBS 7966, 3675 nucleotides. RefSeq lists its product as uncharacterized. Bases 1 to 3675 code for a protein of 1224 amino acids. Lineage: Eukaryota; Fungi; Basidiomycota; Malasseziomycetes; Malasseziales; Malasseziaceae. Gene Ontology annotation, cellular component: Ski complex. Gene Ontology annotation, biological process: nuclear-transcribed mRNA catabolic process, 3'-5' exonucleolytic nonsense-mediated decay. The record is from RefSeq and is a predicted model, not a curated record. The transcript has a single exon. Gene Ontology annotation, molecular function: ATP binding; RNA binding; RNA helicase activity.
AUGUGGGAGGCGCUCGCUCUACUGCCAGGCGCGGAUGCCGAGGCAUGUCGAACUGCGAUUGCUGAUGAGAUAUUGGAGCCCACUUAUGGGCUUGAUGCGUCUAUGAUGCUUAGUUCUCAAACGCACUGGGACAGAGAGCAGCAAUUCGAACAGAUGUUAGCUCUCGAUCCGUCACCAUGUAUCACGUCAUUGCAGUUCAUCCGGUCUGGUCUCAAGGGUCGGGUCAUUGGAUACCGAGAAGUGGUAGCUGAUGCUGUGAAACGGGGCGAAGAAGCCAUUGACAUGUCGCUCCAGCGGCCACUAGCUUCGAAGCAGAAUUAUGUUCGUGGCUCGUUGACGUCGACGCCAUUCCGGCCUGGUGGUCUGCAAGAUGUAGACGAAGAAAACGAAGACAUUGAGGAAGGAGAUUUGGGCCAAAUGCCAGGCACAGAUGAUGUUCAUUUCCGCACUGUGCCGCCGGGCUUUUCUCGCGGUCUCAAUGUUACUGCUCCCGAGUUCUUGGACACGACGGCGCCUGCAUGGAUGGGAGACGUUCAGGAUGUGGCGCCCCGGUUUCUUGACCGCCAUGUCAUUACCGUUGAUGAUGAUGGGCUAUACAAGAGGCCAGAUGUUGCGCCGCCGCCCAAGAAUGAUGACGCGAAGGUCGACGAAUUACUGCCGGACGAAUAUCUACCGCGCCUUCUUCAAGACUCCGCGGCUCGGCCCACCCAGGAGAAGCGCGAAUGGGCUCAUAUGGUCGACUCAUCCAAGAAAAUGUCGAACUUUCACGAGCUCGUGCCACAGAUGGCUCACGAGUACCCAUUUGAGCUCGAUACGUUCCAGAAGCAGGCUGUAUACCAUUUGGAACGGAACGAUUCGGUAUUUGUUGCAGCUCACACAUCGGCCGGUAAAACGGUUGUCGCAGAGUAUGCUAUAGCUCUAGCGAUGAAGCACAUGUCGCGAUGCAUCUAUACGUCACCCAUCAAGGCCCUGUCUAAUCAAAAAUUCCGUGAGUUCAAGCAGGCUUUCGGUGCAGAAAAUGUCGGCAUUGUCACGGGCGAUGUGAAGAUCAAUCCCGAGGCCGCUUGCCUCAUCAUGACGACUGAGGUACUCCGCAGCAUGCUGUAUCGAGCGGGCGAGCUAAUUCGCGAUGUGGAAUUCGUCAUCUUUGAUGAAGUGCACUAUGUGAAUGACCAGGAGCGUGGUGUCGUUUGGGAGGAAGUCAUCAUUCUUCUCCCCGCUUAUGUCAACACGGUGUUGUUGUCCGCUACUGUGCCGAACACGCAGGAAUUCGCCGAUUGGGUAGGCCGUACGCGGCGCCGUGAUGUAUAUGUGAUUUCGACGCCAAAGCGGCCUGUCCCUCUCGAGCACUUUCUGUACGCGGGCAAGCAACUGCAUAAAAUUGUCGAUGCCAAUGGUCGCUUUCUGAGCAAGGGUGUGAAUGAAGCAGCUGACGCACUUCUGUCCAAGAAGGAACGUGAGGCGGCGUACACGACCGGCAGCAGUGCACAGCGCGGCCAUCGAGGUGGCCGAGGUGGUGGUCCGGCCGGACGGUCUGGCGGAUCUAGCGGGCGUGGUGGCGGCAACAGCAGUGCGGGCGGUGGUGUCGGUCGUCCGCGCCCGAGUAUGGCGUCAGACCGGUCCUUGUGGGUGAACAUUGUCGGCCUUUUGAAGAAGCAAUCACUUUUACCUGUUGUCGUUUUCGUGUUUUCCAAAAAAAAGUGCGAAGAAUAUGCAGACUCGCUUCCCAACACGGACUUGUCGACCGCGAAGGAGAAAAGCGAAGUGCAUGUACUUAUUGAACGCAGCUUAAUGCGAUUAAAAGAGGAAGAUCGUCAAGUACCGCAGAUCGCGCGGAUGCGCGACUUGCUGUCCCGAGGUAUCGGCGUGCAUCACAGUGGUCUACUGCCCAUCGUCAAGGAGCUAGUGGAGCUCUUGUUCCAGCGCACCCUGGUGAAAGUCUUGUUUGCCACAGAGACAUUUGCCAUGGGUGUCAACAUGCCGGCGCGGUCCGUGGUGUUCUCGGGUGUGCGGAAAAAUGACGGCAACAAAUUCCGGAAUCUGCUUCCGGGCGAAUACACACAGAUGGCCGGUCGUGCGGGCCGUCGUGGUCUGGACAAGACAGGCGUUGUGAUUAUUCUCUCCGACAAUCCAGAGCUGAAUCCAUUGAAUCGCAUGAUCCUUGGUGAGUCGACUAAGCUCAAGUCGCAAUUCCGCAUCACGUACUGCAUGAUUCUGAAUCUUCUUCGGAUCGAAACACUCAAAGUCGAGGACAUGAUCAAGCGCUCUUUCUCUGAGAAUGCGGCACAGAAACUAAUGCCGCAACAUCAGGGACGGCUCAAGAAUCUCGAACACAAGCUUCAUGCUUGGACAAAGAGGCUCGAGUCCUCUGCCUCAUUGCCGAUUGACGCUCUUUCUCGUCUGUAUGACUUGUCGAACAAGCUAGUACGCGUGAACGACAACCUCCUAGCUCUAGCAUAUGAGCAUCCGCAGGGUGCGAAGCUCUUCUCUUCAGGUCGUGUCGUUCUCGUGUAUACAGGUACACAUAUCUUAUCUCCAGCAAUGAUUGUGCGGUUGGCAUCUAACAAGAAAUUCCUCGUACUGCUUGCGGUGCUACCAGAUCAGCAGCCAUUGGAAAAGCACCAGGCGCCGUUCUGGGUAACGUCGAAGCUUGCCAAGGACAUGGCUCGUGACAGUGAAUAUAUGCCUGAGCUCCAAGAAGUUUCGCUAUCAAAGAUUGCUUUUGUCUCGUCUUUCUCCGUGCCUAUUCCUGCUACUUUGUUCCAGUCCCGACGUCAGGCGAAGCUGCAACAGGGUCUUGAUCUAUUGCGCCCCAGCAUUGAACAAAUUCGCAAUCACUUGGAAGCAGCAGGCGAUGAAGCGGCCCGAGCCAUCCUGGAUCUGGAGGCUGACUGGUCUCGUGUGCGACGCAUCGACUUCCAGGACACACAGAAGGAUCGCAAUCAGAUCUUGUCUGAGCUUAUACCUGAACAAGGCUUGAUGCAGAAGCCAGGUUUCGAUAAGGAGUUCAAGCUUCUUACCAUCUGCAAGUUAACUGAAUGGGAGAUGGCCAAAGUUAGCGCAUCCCUGUCGAAUCAGAACUUGGAGCUCUUGCCCGACUAUCACCAACGUGUGGACGUGCUGAAGGAGCUGCGGUUCAUCGACCCUGAAUCAGAAACCGUUAUGCUGAAGGGGCGCAUCGCGUGCGGUAUCCGCAGUGUGAAUGAACUGAUCAUGACAGAGCUGAUCCUUGAUAACACAUUCGUGGACUACGAACCACACGAGAUUGCUGCACUCCUCAGUGUCUUUCACUUCCGCGAAAACACGAGUUUGACGCCCGAACUGAACGACACGCUCCAGAGGGGCUUGGACCACAUCUCAAAGACAGCCGACCGCAUCGCGGCUGUGCAAAUGGCUCAUCAUCUGCAGCCGGAAGACGACGCUUCGACUUUGCACACAGGCCUCGUGGAAGUCGUAUAUGAGUGGACGCGUGGUUUGCAUUUUAGUGACAUCAUGCAGCUUACUGACGUCGGCGAGGGAACCAUUGUCCGAUGUAUCACGCGACUUGACGAAACAUUCCGGGAAGUGCGUGAAUGCGCUAGUGUGAUUGGCAACGCUCCUCUAUAUCAAAAAAUGGAAACCUGUCAACAGCUAGUCAGGCGGGAUAUUGUCUUUGCUGCAAGUCUCUACUUCUAG